Molecule: messenger RNA, 1897 nt
Organism: Anopheles maculipalpis
Lineage: Eukaryota; Metazoa; Arthropoda; Insecta; Diptera; Culicidae
Gene: CycG
Product: cyclin G
Exons: 6
Coding region: 165-1838 (557 amino acids)
Biological process (GO): mitotic cell cycle phase transition; regulation of cyclin-dependent protein serine/threonine kinase activity
Cellular component (GO): cyclin-dependent protein kinase holoenzyme complex; cytoplasm; nucleus
Molecular function (GO): cyclin-dependent protein serine/threonine kinase regulator activity
Source: RefSeq, a predicted model, not a curated record
CUAGAUUCAGCAGCAGCAGGCUCGCACCCGACCAACUCUCCACUCUGGUCGUCAUUGUAGAAUCUAACACCGAAUUGAAUAGUUCUUUAUUGCUGGACACUGGGGUGACGCAAAAGUGAGAGCCACAAUCACGGAAGCAUCCGGGUACUAGGCCAGCCCUCAGUAUGUCUGUCCCUGUGAGCUGCUACUCUGUCGAUAGCAUGAACAACAUCGACCAGCAGCCCAUCGGCAUCGGCGGCCACGGUCUACACACGUCCAACUCCUCGUCACACCAGAUGAUGAUGAUGGAGGAGGACGAUGUCCACCGGCCAAUGAUGAGGAUGAGCCCAACGACAAACGUUCAUGCGCACGACCAGACGAUGCAUCACGAUCAGCGGAUGUUGUCAGAGGAGGGCCGGCUUGGGACACCGGAUGCUGCUGAUGGAGUUCUGUUGGCGUCGCACCACGACUGUCGCCGCGGUGGUCCCAAUGCCGUGGGCCCGGGCAGCGAAAGCACCACCAGCUAUCACUACCCGCCGCACCAACAGCAUCAUCAUCAUCAACACCACCACCACCGCCAUCAUCGGAACCAUCCGAUGAUGAUGGAUACCGCCGCGGACGGUACGGGAUGCGCCAAUCAUGACGAUGGCCAGGACUUAGCCGGAGCUGCCGGGGCAGCGGCAGCGGCUAAGUGCACCUCACCACAUAAGCACACCACCAACAAUGCAUCAUCAUCAUCAUCAUCACCAUCAUCGACAUCACCGGCGGCAUCAUCAGCAAAUGCCGGCGGUGCAGCAGCAGCAGCAGCACCAGCCACGCCACCACCACCAUCGCCGCAAACCUUCGAGGAGAUGAUGGCCAAGCUGAGUGAGCUGCUUGCCAUGGAACCGAAGUACCAACCGAACCUUUACCUGCCGCAACAAUCAGUCAAUGGCGAAAUCACGAUCGGCACCCGCGAUGGAGCUGCCCAUGUGCUGCGCUGCCUGAAGGUUUGGUACGAGCUGCCGAACGAUGUCCUGUUCGCUGCCAUUAACUUGGUUGAUCGCUUCCUGACCAAGAUGAAGGUCCGCCCGAAGCAUAUGGCGUGCAUCUCGGUCAGCUCCUUCCAUCUGGCGGUGCAGCAGCUUAGCAUGCCGAUCAUCGAUACCGAGGAUCUGAUUGCUAUAUCGCAGUGCCGUUGCACGUCACGCGAUCUGGUGCGGAUGGCGGACAUCGUUGCCAACAAGCUGGGCGUCCAGAUGAAUCUGGCCCCGGUUACGGCACUCUCGUUCAUCCGACUGUUCUACUACAUCUUCGAGAAGGCGGCGGAUGCGCUCGGUCUGUCGGAAAUCUUCAAAUCAGCCAUUUCACUGGCCGAUCUUGAGAUGCGCCUGGAAAUCCUGGCGUGUGACGCCAGCUGCGCCAGCAUCCGCCCGUCCGAGCUGGCACUCGUGAUGAUCUUCACCCAGAUGGAUGUGUACGUUAGUGCGAACAAGGACAACGGUCUGGUACACCAGCAGAUUCACGAUCUCGUUGACUACGCCAUCCAGCUGCAGAAAUUCUGUCGAAUCCCGGACAGCAGCUUCCUUUACAGUCACAGCAUUGUGACGAAGAUUCUAUCGCUGUACAAUGGUCAGCACAAGAUCCAGCACAAGCAGCGGCUAGUAUGGAAGCUUUCCUCCCGUACAAUGCGUGUGCUGCGCCCCACUGACAAGUUGACCUCCUAUUUGCCAACGAUUGCCGAACACCACCAUACCAACGGUCACAUGAGCAGCAACAAUCUUCGAUUCAGAACUGGCAGCGUAAGCUCCGAAGACGAUGGGGAAGAUUGGCCAACGUCGCCGAUCGUCGCCGUUUGCGAACAGUUUGUGGACGAGUAAAACGAUCCUUUUCUCGAUCGGAUCUCGAUCGAUUGCGUCAACAUAUUUACGCGCACACA